CAAAACAUGUAUGUAAUACUACACCGUUGAGCGUAGAAGAAGACUUCCUCCACGACUUUGACGUUAGCUGCAGCGGCUGUCCUGACCUUCUCACAGCAGCGUGACAAACUGAAAGAUGUUGGGAGUCGCGUUUAAAAAUUGGUGGUCCAAGGUUGGCCCUUACUACACUAAGGCAUACGUGGAGGUUUGGCCAGGCCUUGCCAUCAUGACAUACGCGUACUACAAAAUUUCCUAUGGAGGCAAAAAGGCUGUGAAGGACAAGCCUGCCCAUUGAGUUUUCCGUCAAGCUCAUCACCCCUCCACCUGCUGUGAGAUAAUGCCCCGUCGCUAGUGCAGAAGUCCAGCUUCAUAUUUGAAUUUUUGUUAAUAUGGGACAAAUAAAGUUAUCUGAAACGUU
This is a messenger RNA of Epinephelus moara (kelp grouper), 397 nucleotides long. It is a transcript of the gene atp5mj, whose product is annotated as ATP synthase membrane subunit j. Bases 116 to 274 code for a protein of 52 amino acids. The record is from RefSeq and is a predicted model, not a curated record. The transcript has 4 exons. NCBI's taxonomy places the organism in Eukaryota, Metazoa, Chordata, Actinopteri, Perciformes, Serranidae. Gene Ontology annotation, cellular component: mitochondrion.